GGCUGGAAGACGACAAUACGCUAAAACGAACGACAACACCACACCAGAUGAACAUCCCGACAUUUUCUUUCGCCCACGACCGUAUCCGAGGAUUUUAUAGCCCCAGCCAACGAAUCUCUUGCCCUGACCGCGGUGGAAAGAUCAGCCAAUCUGAGUAAUUGGUGCCUCUCUGUCACCUCGAUUCGCUCCACCUUUGCACAUUUGCAUAAAACAAGGAAAUUGUUGUUGUCAUUAUCCCGCGGCCCCCGCAAGGGAUAGAUCUGAUAAGAACCAGGUACAAGGUCGGCACGUGUGAUAAACACACCACCAUCAAAAGAACAAAAGAAUCUCAGCUCGUCCCAAAACGGCAAUCCUCAAACUCCGAAGAAACAAGGCGAUCUCCUCUCCCAGGGCUGAACCCUCACUUCGAAAACCUGGAAUUGCACCCUUGGACCCCUUCCGAUUACCCCUCACCGACAGCAAUGGCAACGGCUGUCUCUGCCCCAGGAAAAGUCUUGUUGGCAGGCGGGUACUUGGUACUAGACCGUACCUACACCGCCCUCGUCUUUGGCCUUAGUGCGAGAAUUCAUGUGCUGGUCAACGACAUUGAUACCAGCACAGGCGUGGAGCUGUCUGAGAUUGUCGUUGAGAGUCCUCAGUUUCGAGAGGCUUCUUGGAUAUAUGGCUAUCACCUGACGAGUGAACAAGGAGGUGUGAAUAUCACUCAAUUAAAUGGGUAUGAACACUUCUCCUCUCUUCUCAGCCUGAUUCCUGCACUCUCCUGUCGAUCUCAAUAUCCCCCCUUUUUUAUGUUAUGUCACGUGCAAUUACACGAGAAUUUGGAAUCAUGUUGGACUCUGGAGUCAAGUUCACAUGAUUCGUUCAGCUCAAUCAUGCAGCGGUUUCCGGUUGCAUUUAGAAAACGAUUUCUCUUUCUUUUGCAUGAUCUCUCUGUUCCUGUCUUGUUUGUUUGUUUUGAAUUGGUUUUGUUAGAUCUUAGCAGAAUCUAUCCAUUCAAGUCCAAAUUGCCAGUUCAUCAUUUGCGUUGACUUUUAUUUUCAGCCAAAAUACCCAUUCCAUCAACUCACAUCCCACCAGCGUUUCCACCACCCUUUUAUCCCGUAACCCCUUCGUCGAAACAGCUCUCCUCUACGGUCUAACCUACAUAUCCACCAUCCUCCCCACAGGCACAACCAUCAAACCUGCCAAACUCACCAUCCUCGCUGACGACUCAUACUACUCCAACCCAUCAACUAACACCAUAACUCCAACAUCUCGCUUCUCAGACUUUAAUGUAACCCUUAAAGCCGCCCACAAAACCGGCCUCGGUUCCUCUGCUGCUCUGGUAACUUCCUUCACCGGCGCCCUACUAACACACUACCUCCCUACCUCCAAAUUCAACCUCUCAACCCCAGCGGGACAAUCAAUCCUCCACAAUCUUUCUCAAGCAGCUCACUGCGCCGCGCAGGGGAAAGUGGGUUCUGGAUUUGAUGUCGCGGCUGCUGUUUAUGGGACAUGUAUUUAUCGUCGUUUCUCCCCUUCCAUCCUCUCCUCUCUCGGAACACCAAACACCCCCGGAUUCGCUACCAGAGUCAAAGAGAUUGUAGAGAAUACCCCGAGUAAAGAGGGCUUGAAAUGGGAUACAGAAAUAUCACCAAACAGCGUCACGAUCCCCAAGGAUUUCGCACUCAUCAUGUGUGAUGUAGACUGUGGAUCCGAGACAGUCGGAAUGGUAAAAAAGGUCCUCGCGUGGCGAGCCGAGAACCCCGAUCUCUCAAAGAAACUCUGGGACGACCUCCAAGCUCGCAACGAGAAAUUGGGCACCUGUCUCUCCACGGCCGCGGAUCUGGAGGAGACCACCGAGGCGUUGAGCGCUAUCAGAGAGAAGAUCCGGGAGAUGAGUAGUCUCUGUGGCGUCCCUAUCGAGCCCGCGGAGCAGACGCAGCUCCUGGAUGCUCUCACUGGGAUUGAAGGCGUGGUUGGGGGUGUUGUGCCUGGUGCCGGGGGGUACGACGCGGUGGUCUUGUUGGUUCGAGAUGAUGCGGAGACGAAGGGGCGGAUUGAUGCUUUCCUGAAGCAGUGGAGGGGGGAUGGGAAGGGGAAUGUGAAGGUUCUCGGUGCGCAGGGGGAGUUGGAAGGUGCGAGACUGGAGAAGGUAGAGGGUUAUUAAGCUCUUUUUUCUUCUUGGUCUGCGGUUGGGCGGGGGCGUGGUGUAGAGUGUAUAUGGGCCUAGCUGUGAAUAGCACGCGUUCAAGAUCUGUUUUUUUGAUGUUUGUUUGUUCAUAUGCAAGAUUCGGAAUACAUACUGGCAACAAUUGAGAAGAAUAAAAAGCUACUCGUAAUA
This is a messenger RNA of Hymenoscyphus albidus, 2323 nucleotides long. NCBI's taxonomy places the organism in Eukaryota, Fungi, Ascomycota, Leotiomycetes, Helotiales, Helotiaceae. The record is from the annotation of a GenBank genome assembly.